AUGAAACCUGUCCCGUUUGCAGUUUCAAGUAUUGGAUGUAUUGGAUCAUUCUUUGUCUUGAUUUUGAAUUCGAAUUUAAUUCGAAGUUUAUAUUCAACUAGUUUGAAGAAUAAAUAUGAGUAUCAGUUGUUCACACUUCGAUUUUUUGUGGAUCUAAUAACGGCGGUUUUGAGUAAGUUAGAGGAUUUACAAAUUUAGAAAAUCAAACAAUUGUGUCAUUUUUUAAUAUUAAAACAACUAGAAUUUUCAAGAUACGGGUUUCCCUACAUCUUAACAAAUGUAAAAAUUUUACAGAUGUGAUAUAUUUUGGAGCCACGGCUGCAUCAUUCAUCUUCAACUUCUACCUCUUCGAAUAUCCAGUACUGUAUUACUGGACAACAUUUUUGAGUAGUAUUCAAGUUUCAAAAUUUUAUCUAGCAUUUUUAAUUUCGUUCGAAAGAUUCAUCGCUGUUUUCUUCCCUAUAAUAUUUCACAAUUAUCGCCGACGAUUUUCCAAUCGUUUUGCUAUUAUAAUCAUAAUUGUUUGUGGAAUUAUCGAUGAUCUGAUAUAUUUUCAAGUAUGUCAUGUUGUUCGAAAAAUUAAAUGUUACACAAUUGGAUGUUCGGCGAAUGCAUGCUAUCUUGAUUAUUUUGUGUUGAUGAAAUUGAUUCUGAGUUGGACGACAACAUUCAUUUCCCUUGCUUUGUUCUUCAGAUUGUUUUGUGUUAAUCGAAAAUAUGCUAAUGCAGAUUUCAAAAGAGUUAGUUGACGAUCAGUGAAAAACUUUUCUUCUCGUAAUCUCAAUUUUUCAGACAAAUUAUAUGUGCCUUGCCGAUGCUGCACUUUCUGUUAUUUUUGAUUUCUUCCCUUAUUUAAUCACCAAAUUCUUCGAAGAAAUAAUAUUGUCUGGUGAUGGAGUUGGACCAUUCAAUUCAACAGUUCGUGUAUUUCAAAUCUUGAUAGAUGCUAUUAUUGCGAGUUAUCUCAUAAUGAGUAUGAAACCAAACAAAGUUCAAGUUCUAAAUCCUCUUAGCAAAACUAGAAGUGUGACGUAA
This is a messenger RNA of Caenorhabditis angaria, 1035 nucleotides long. NCBI's taxonomy places the organism in Eukaryota, Metazoa, Nematoda, Chromadorea, Rhabditida, Rhabditidae. The record is from the annotation of a GenBank genome assembly.